AUGAAUCUUGAAGGACGCACCAUCAACUCAUCCUAUAGUUACUUGGUCAACAAUGGCGAAAUCCCCGCUGGUACAUUUCAUUGCCAACAUAUCAUCGCAGCCUAUUUAGACGAGCAUUUCUCCAACAGCAUGGGCUUCUAUAAGUCUUUCCAACAAUGUCCAAGCGUCCGGGAAUUCGCCCCCCAUCUCGGCAACGAACACGGUCAAGGACGGGUCGAGUUGGAUUUGGCAGGGGAUGUGCGGCUCGUUCUGGACAACGUCGUGUAUGGCCCUCGUUUUCCUCGGGUGCCGGUGGCAUACGACAGACUCUUUCUCAGCCUACCCAAAUUGUUAGACAGCGGAUGCACACUGGAGAUCGAUACUUAUGACCACUGGAUCAUACGGCGCAAUGGAAACUUACUGGUCUUCGGCCUCAAGACUCCGUCCCUCCCAGACCCAGAAAUACGCGUUGUGGUCGGGCCAUAUGUUCGAGGAGCGCAGAAUCUGGGAGUUCCUCAGUCUCUGCAGAAUGCAAUCGCGAAAGAAUCUCCACGGGCCGAAGAGAGACCGCCUCCUGCAGAACUGCAAGCCGCUAUCAUGAGGGCAGCCACACGGGAUAUGGGGAAACCGGCCGCAUCGGUGCUGAGCCCAGCUACAAGGGUGACUGUGCCAGUCGAGAACAAACCGAUGAAGCCCUUGUCGGAUGUGGUCAGCAAGGCAAGCCACAAACCCGCGAACAAUUCUCCUCGACCAACGCGAGGCAGUGUGUCAGCGAAGCCAAGGGACGCUGCACGUAAGCACUGGGGGAGUCUGUCCUAUCGGGCAUUACCACCGGCAGGCAGGGAUACGAAGUAA
Molecule: messenger RNA, 834 nt
Organism: Fonsecaea nubica
Lineage: Eukaryota; Fungi; Ascomycota; Eurotiomycetes; Chaetothyriales; Herpotrichiellaceae
Exons: 1
Coding region: 1-834 (277 amino acids)
Source: RefSeq, a predicted model, not a curated record